This is a messenger RNA of Oryza sativa Japonica Group (Japanese rice), 1076 nucleotides long. Its product is annotated as V-type proton ATPase 16 kDa proteolipid subunit. The record is from RefSeq and is a predicted model, not a curated record. Gene Ontology annotation, molecular function: proton-transporting ATPase activity, rotational mechanism. Gene Ontology annotation, cellular component: membrane; proton-transporting V-type ATPase, V0 domain. Gene Ontology annotation, biological process: proton transmembrane transport. Lineage: Eukaryota; Viridiplantae; Streptophyta; Magnoliopsida; Poales; Poaceae.
CAAAACCGUCCAAACCCAGCCACGCCGCCGCGUGCGCCUCUCGUUUUUCCUCUUCUCCCACCUCCGUCUUCCUCCUCCUCAAUCCCCAAAUCGAAGCACUCCUCUCCUCUCCUCUCCUCAGAUCGGAUCGCGAGAGCCCCAAUCCCACCACCGAUCGAUCCAUUCCUGCUGCUCGCGGCCACCGGAGAAGGAGAGAGAGAGAGAGCUCGACCUCGUCGGCGGGUGAAGGAUCGCAGCAGCAGCAGCGGCGGUAGAGCAGGAGGAGAGGCGAAGAUGUCGUCGGUGUUCAGCGGCGAUGAGACCGCCCCCUUCUUCGGCUUCCUCGGCGCCGCCUCCGCCCUCGUCUUCUCAUGCAUGGGGGCGGCGUACGGGACGGCGAAGAGCGGCGUCGGGGUGGCGUCGAUGGGGGUGAUGCGCCCGGAGCUCGUGAUGAAGUCCAUCGUGCCCGUGGUCAUGGCUGGUGUGCUGGGUAUCUACGGCCUCAUCAUCGCAGUCAUCAUCAGCACGGGGAUCAACCCCAAGGCCAAGCCCUACUACCUCUUCGACGGCUACGCGCACCUCUCAUCUGGCCUCGCCUGUGGUCUCGCCGGUCUCGCUGCCGGAAUGGCCAUUGGCAUCGUUGGUGACGCCGGAGUCAGGGCGAACGCCCAGCAACCAAAGCUGUUCGUGGGUAUGAUCCUCAUCCUCAUUUUUGCCGAAGCGCUUGCUCUCUAUGGGCUCAUCGUCGGCAUCAUCCUGUCAUCCCGCGCUGGCCAAUCUCGUGCGGAUUAGGCAUGUUUCAACACGCAAACCCUUAGUGGGUUCUUGUUUCAUAUUCCUGAAACUACAAGCUGAGCUCUAGGGGUUUAUUCUGUCUUAGUUUCUGUUCUUCUGUUGGGUCAUGAACAAAAAAACAUCUGUAUCCAAGGGAUGUUUGCCCUUGUGGUGCCAUUCUUUUUCGCUAUGGUGGUGCUGGCGGCGGUCUGAAUCUUAUUUAUGCACAGUUUUUUUGGGUCUGGCUAGACAGUGAUGUAAUCUGGUGAAUAAGCAAAUAAUUCGUAAUGCAAUGGGAGCAUGAGACUCUUUUGUUCACUCAA